Molecule: messenger RNA, 2913 nt
Organism: Alternaria burnsii
Lineage: Eukaryota; Fungi; Ascomycota; Dothideomycetes; Pleosporales; Pleosporaceae
Product: transcription factor cys6 protein
Exons: 4
Coding region: 1-2913 (970 amino acids)
Biological process (GO): DNA-templated transcription; regulation of DNA-templated transcription
Molecular function (GO): DNA-binding transcription factor activity, RNA polymerase II-specific; DNA binding; zinc ion binding
Source: RefSeq, a predicted model, not a curated record
AUGAUGCUAGGCGGUUCGUCAGACCGAUUUGCAUUGGCAAUCUCCAAGGAUACCAGAUCGUGGGUGAGUCUAAAGCUCGAGGGCCGCUUUGGGCAGGAGCGGGGACGGGCAAGCUAUGAGUUAGUCCCAGAGAAAGCAGAACCUAUGGCGAAUCAGGACGGAUCAUCGUGUCGAUCGGCAACAGAACAAACUAAAUUCGCCGAAUAUGUCAGGGCAGGCACCGUCACAGCCGUCUGGAGUAUGGCCACCAAGCGACCCCCGGACGAUGACCCCAAUCUUGUCUCCAAGAUCCAGCGAAUCGAGCAUCAAGACCCGCUGAGUCCACAACACCGCCCGUCCAACAACAAUGACUUUUCCGGCUCGGUCAAGAAGAAGCUCGCCGACUCCAAGCGGACGGGUCAGGCGUGCGAUCGGUGCAAGGUGCGCAAGAUCCGCUGCGACGGCCGACCCGAAGGAUGCACACCAUGCGAGCAGAACAGGACGCCAUGUCGCACCACGGACCGAAUCACCGGGCGCGCCACAGUACGCGGCCACGCGGAGGCCAUGGAAUCGGAGAACUCGUACCUGCGCGCCCACAUCGCUGACCUGCAGGCCCAGCUGAAGGAAAACCAUAUCGAACCCCGAGCGCCACCUGCCUACAACGCCUUGCAACCACCCAGCCAUCCAUGGUCUUCAGCCUCCAACGACGGCCAAGCUUGGAACGAUGGACCGCGGCGGACAAGCACCUCCCCACUACCAGGCUAUGUCGCCGCUGGCACUCCGGUCAAGAUCGAAUCUCUGCCUCAAUUCAAGCACGGUUCAAUUGGCGACAACUACCUCGGCGUUGCGGCUGGAGAUGCACUCCUGAGCCACAUCAAGGGCACAUCACUGUCAAUCUUCGGCACCGAAAUCAACAUCACAGACUUCAUGACGGGCGAGGCUGAGUAUGAAAGCUCUCCCAUGUCCUACACGACCCUGGUCAAUGUCACCAUUGGCGGUGAACAUGUCGAGGAACCGCCACUACCGGCAUAUGGCGAGCUGCAAGAGUACGCCAUCUGGUAUCUGCGGUCACUGAACCCCUACACAAUGUUUGUGCACAAGCCUACCUUUAUGGAACUGAUCUGGAGAUUUGGCAAUGACCCCAGCUUCGUCCCUUCUGCGCCCGAGAUUGUAGCUGUACAUUUGAUGCUCGCGACCAUUACCUACCAGAUUGCGACCCGAAACAACCAACAGAGUGGUAGCACUAUGCUAGACGACUCGCAUGCCCAUUACCUUUAUGCGGCGAGCUUCUACAAGGAGCUUAUCCGUGGCAAUCACGGCUGGCAAGACGUCCAAGCCCUGGGUAUGAUAUGCCACCAUCUCCGAAACUUUCCAAAGCCUGGUGCGGCAUGGAUCAUGACUUCGACUGUCUAUCUAUUCGCAGUACAACUUGGCCUACACAGAUCUGUCAAGGUCUGGGCCGACGGCGCAGGGGAACUGACCAAGCUGGAUAUUGAGAUGAGAAAGCGAGUCUACUGGACCGUACACGCGCUACUUGUCAAUCUGAACGGGAAACUUGGACGGCCCAUACCCAUUAGCAGAGAUGACAUCGACGUCGAAUUCCCAGAACCUAUGAAUGACUGCCUUCCUGGCGAAGGAGCCAAGCUGGACUCGUUUCACCAAUGCUCGUUUCAAGUGGGCAUUCAAGUUGCCAAAUACACCGUCUGGGAGAUGGAACUCUACAAGACUAUCUAUGCUGUGCGGCACUCGCCAAAAGCAUACGUGGAGAGCCUGAAACGUCUUGAAGUCGGCAUACAGCAAUGGAAAGAGGAAAUCCCCUACGAGUUGCGCGAUCCGUCGCACGCGUCCGAGGACGAUCAUAUUUUUGCACUUUAUCUGGAGUACUGGUACCAGGCGUUCAAUUUGCUCCUGCACCAUCCUGGUGUUUGCAGAUCUACUGACCCGGCCAUACUCAGUUCCAACUUGGACAAAUGCUUAACCGCAUCGCAGAAGAUGUUGCAGAACUGUACAAUGAUGAUGGAGAAGAAGAGUCUGGACAUUCCCUGGAUAAACACAGUCGUGUACAUCGCCGCUGCAUUCACAACUCUCUUCAUUCAGUCUAUGAGGCAAGAUCAGAUGUCGCCCGUAGACAUGACUAAACUCAAAGCUGACAUGUCAGCUUGGGUCAAUGUGCUUGGCGAAUGCGAUCAUUUCUUAGGAUCUGGGAACAAGCUCAAACAUGCCAUUGCAAGGAUCGUCGAUCAGUCGCUUGGUAACAUCAACGACAGCAUUGUCAAGCGUACUGCAACCGAGUCUCUCGCUCGUGUGGCAAUGCAGGCUCCUCGCUCGGCGUCCACUGCCCCCACAUAUGACAACAGCGGGUAUCGGGAACAAUAUACAACACCAUCCAGUGGACCUACAGACCCUACGCUCACUUCACAGUCGGGCGCAUACAAUAAUCUGUCAGGAAGCACCACACAUCCAUACAAUCUCGGAACCCCCAUGCCUAUGCCUCAACAGACCAAUAGGGUUUACGAACAACAAGCAUACAGCAGUGGCGAUGAGACGAACAUGCAUGUGAGCCAUGCAGCAGCGUUGGCAGCAGCAGCCUCCGGCAGCAUUUCGCAGCCUUCUACCGAUGCGUACGCCUACGGUAACGCUCAAAUUGCCAAUAGCGGUCAUCAGCCCACAUAUUCAACCAAUGGGUACGCAGCCCAGGACUGGAGUCAAUGGACACGAGCGUAUAUGCAGCCACAACAGGGACAGCCCGGCGAGUACCUAAAUACAGCUACUACCCUCAUGACCCUGGGCCGAGAUUCCGGAUCCCAAGGGACCGGAAGUGAUGGUCAAGGGCUUGUUCAAACAUCUGGGGUUCAGGGCCACGCUCCGAGUCAUUGGCCAGAAAUCCAGUUCCCGAAUGCCGCUAAUGGCAGCAACCACAUGGCUCAACAUUGA